This is a messenger RNA of Paraphaeosphaeria sporulosa, 2167 nucleotides long. RefSeq lists its product as uncharacterized. The transcript has 2 exons. NCBI's taxonomy places the organism in Eukaryota, Fungi, Ascomycota, Dothideomycetes, Pleosporales, Didymosphaeriaceae. The coding region runs from base 90 to 1715 and encodes 541 amino acids. The record is from RefSeq and is a predicted model, not a curated record.
UCCCGCCCGCGCGCUCCAACACUCCUUUGCCCCCGCCCGCGCCGUCCAUGGGAAGCCGUCGUCCUCUGCACCCAGCCGCGACCCCCUAAAUGUCUUCACGACUGCGUCCCUCCGCCCACCACUAUGAGCUGCUGCCGCAGGCCUCCGCCGACCUCGAGGACCCGCCCGCCCGCGAGCGCCGCGACUCCAACGCCUCCAACGGCUCCAGCAAGUCGUGGCUCGGCCGCCUCGGCGACAGCAUCCCCGCCGUGCACAAGCUGACCGACCCGUCCAUCUGCGCCCACUACAUCACCCCGCGCCGCAGGAAGCGCUCCGUCCUGCGCCUGAUCUACUACGCCGUCUUCUCCUUCCCCUACAUCUGCCUCUUCCUCGUGCUCGUCGCCGCCAUCUUCUUCCCGUCGUACACACAUCUGCCCGCCCACUACAAGGAGCUCCGCGAGCGCGCCCUUGCCAGCGACGCGCCCGGCCGCGCAAACGUACACGACCAGAAGGUCUUCAUUGCCGCUUCCAUCUACGAGCAAGCCGGCGAGCUCACGUCGGGAGCGUGGGGCGAGGCGGUCCUCCAACUGGUCCAUCUGCUGGGCCCGCAGAACGUGCACCUCAGCAUCUACGAAAACGAUGCCGACGACAUCACCAAGGAAUCGCUGCGUGCCCUGGAGAAGAAGACGCCGAGCAACUCCACCAUCGUGUUCGAAGACUUCGACCUGGGCAGCUUGCCGCGCAUUACGCUCCCCAACGGAGAGUCCCGCAUCAAGCGCAUGACGUUCCUCGCCGAGGUCCGCAACCGCGCCCUCGCGCCCCUCGAGACCACCCAAGUCGCGUUCGACAAGAUCCUGUACCUCAACGACGUGCACUUCGACCCCAUCGACGCUGCUCAGCUGCUCUUCUCCACAAACGUCGACGCCAACGGACUGGCCAACUACGGCGCAGCCUGCGCCGUCGACUUUAUCAACGCAUUCAAGUUCUACGAUCGCUUUGCGACACGAGACCUCGAGGGCUACGGCAUGGGCAUACCCUUCUUCCCUUGGUUCACCAGCGAGGGCGACGCAGCAAGCAGGAACGACGUCAUUGCGGGCAAGGAUGCGGUCCGAGUGAGGAGCUGCUGGGGCGGCAUGACCGCUUUCGAGGCCAAGUGGUUCCAGGACCAGUCCCGCUUCACCUCCGCCGAACCCAAGACCGAACCGGAACCGGAAACCUCAGCCAACCCUGAGACAUCUGUUCUCCGUUUCCGCUACGAGGAGGAUCCCUUCUGGGAGUCGUCCGAGUGCUGUCUCAUCCAUGCCGACCUCCAGUAUCGACGGUCGGGCAGCGUCUUCGCGCCGGAUUCCGGCAUCUACAUGAACCCCUACAUCCGCGUCGCGUACGACACCAAGACGCUUUCGUGGCUGUCUUUCACGCGCCGCCCAGAGAAGCUGUACUCCAUCAUCCACGACAUCCUCAACCAUGCCAUGGGCUUCCCGACCUUCAACCCGCGGCAAUACGAAGAACCCGGCCAGCAGGUCACCGACACGGUCUGGGAGUACGACCACCCCGUCGGCGCCUUCCUCCCCAACGCCACCGCGUCCGACUUCUCGGGCCGGUACGUCCAAGAGGAGCGCACCGCGCAGCCCGGCGGCUACUGCGGCGGGCGGUUCCUGCUCGUCAUCAACGAGACGCCUGACCAGGGCGAGGGCAAGUGGGGCAAGAUCGAGGCACCGGCGCCCUCGCGCCCGUGAAUUUCUCUUCUCACGCAGAGUAUAGUAGAGUGGCUUUAAUCGUGGUUGUCAUGAUCCCUUUUCUUCGCUUCUUGUACGCACGUUCUCAUACAACAUCCACCUUUAACUAGCCGCCGGUCUUCCUUUGGGGGGGAUUGGUAUUUCCUUUAUCUUUUGUCCUUGUGUUAGCAUGCAUAGCGGCGGCGUUACUACCGAUUUGGAACGGCGAGGCUUCGCGGGACAUGUCAAAACUCGAAUUGUAUUGCAUAGACUUGUGGCGGUGUACCGAUAGCAGCGGUGGACCGGGGAGACGGGAUACCGGCGUGAGGUUAGACGGCACGAAGAAUCGAUCCGAUGACUGCCCCUUGCGUUUGCUCGCGAGUUUUGCGUGAUGCUUGCCCCGCGCUGCACGUUCCCGAUGCAGCUUCGACGGCCCACGGCUGUGCCGAACUCUCAUGCCUGGUUCUUGCAGG